AUGAAUUCCCUCUGUAGAGUGGACCUCAAGUCCAAACAGAAAGCGAAUGACUACUCGCAAGACAUUCAUGCCAUGAUUGAACCAGCUGUGGGUGCACUGAACACCUUUAUUGCUGCUGUAUAUGAGCAUGUUGUUAUAUUGCCAAACAAAACAGAAACACCUGUUUCAGUGGAAAAGGCUUUGUUCCUGAUGAACAAGAACAUAGACAUUUUGGAGAAAGCAAUAAAGCUGGCAGCCAAGCAGGGUGCACAUAUCAUUGUGACCCCAGAAGAUGAACUCCGUGGUUGGAGCUUCACCAGGGAGACCAUUUACCCCUACCUGGAGGAUAUACCAGAUCCUGAAGUGAACUGGGUUCCCUGUAGAGAUCCCAAGACCUGGGAACACACUGUUUCCAACAAGUGUGUUCUAGUGAGGUUCAACCAAGUAAGUCUGUUUUCUUUGGAUCCUGUGAUUGCAACUGCAAGUCAGUCAGUUGACGCAGAAAUACCUCCUGUGUUUCUAAAGCUGUGCUGUCACCAUGAUUUCACGGUCAAUAAGGUUCGUGGACGUUCCAUGGGGCUUCAGAUAUGCACAUUGCUGAAGUGUCAAACCGCCAACUUGAGAAUUUGUGAGGAACCCGUGGGAUCAGCUUUUACCAAGUUUGAAGAAUUCUCUCUUAGUGGCACCUUUGGGACAAACUACGUUUUCCCUCAGAUGGUCCUAAGUGGGAAUCAGCUUGUCCUGGAAAGAUAUUAUGAAGUAGGAGGCCUUCGGGAGGACAAAUUUCUUUGA
This is a messenger RNA of Microtus ochrogaster (prairie vole), 771 nucleotides long. RefSeq names its product vascular non-inflammatory molecule 3-like. The record is from RefSeq and is a predicted model, not a curated record. The coding region runs from base 1 to 771 and encodes 256 amino acids. Gene Ontology annotation, molecular function: pantetheine hydrolase activity. Lineage: Eukaryota; Metazoa; Chordata; Mammalia; Rodentia; Cricetidae. Gene Ontology annotation, biological process: pantothenate metabolic process. The transcript is spliced from 5 exons.